AUGAGCCAAGCAGCAACCAAACCUAGUGGACCACAAACCUUAUAUGAUAAGGUGUUCCAGGAUCACGUUGUUCACAAAGAUGAGUCUGGAUCAUAUUUGCUAUAUAUCGACAGACAUUUGGUGCAUGAGGUUACUUCUCCACAAGCUUUUGAAGGUCUAAGGAAUGCUGGCAGAAAAGUCAGAAGAGUUGACUGUACUUUGGCAACAGUGGAUCACAACAUUCCUACUGUUUCUAGAAAGGACUUUGUUGACAUUGCAUCCUUUAUCAAACAAGCUGAUUCCCGUUUACAAGUGGAAACCUUAGAACAAAAUGUUAAGGACUUCGGUGUUACAUACUUUGGUAUGUCCGACGACAGACAAGGUAUUGUUCAUAUCAUUGGGCCUGAACAAGGGUUCACACUUCCAGGGACCACCGUGGUGUGUGGUGACUCACAUACUUCCACACAUGGUGCUUUCGGUGCCCUUGCUUUCGGUAUCGGUACUUCUGAAGUAGAGCACGUCUUAGCAACUCAAACUAUCAUCCAAGCAAAAUCCAAGAAUAUGAGAAUUUACGUUGAUGGUCCACUAUCCCCAUCAGUAACAUCCAAGGACUUGAUUUUGCACAUCAUUGGUGUUAUUGGUACUGCAGGUGGUACUGGUUGCGUGAUCGAAUUCGCUGGUCAAGCAAUCGAAGAACUCUCCAUGGAAGCUCGUAUGUCCAUGUGUAAUAUGGCAAUUGAAGGUGGUGCAAGAGCCGGUUUGAUUCAACCUGAUCAAACAACAUUUGACUACAUUAAAGGUAGACCUCUAGCUCCAAAAGGUGCUGAAUGGGAAAAGGCCUUGAAAUACUGGAAAACUCUACAUACUGAUGAAGGUGCACACUUUGAUUACGAUAUUACUAUCAAGGCAAGUGAUGUGAUCCCAACUAUUACCUGGGGUACUUCUCCACAAGACGCCCUUCCAAUCACUGCUGCUGUUCCUGAUCCAGCUAAAAUAUCCGACCCAAUCAAAAAGGCUUCAGUUGAAAGAGCUUUGAGCUACAUGGGUUUGACUCCUAACACACCUUUGAAGGAUAUUUCCAUUGACAAGGUUUUUAUUGGUUCUUGUACCAACGCUAGGAUCGAAGAUUUGAGAGCUGCUGCUGCUGUUGUGAAAGGUCACAAGAAAGCCGAAAGUGUAAAGCUUGCUAUGGUCGUUCCAGGUUCUGGUCUUGUUAAAAAACAAGCUGAAUCAGAAGGUCUAGAUAAGAUUUUCGAAGAAGCUGGGUUUGAAUGGAGGGAAGCUGGUUGCUCUAUGUGUUUAGGUAUGAACCCUGAUAUUUUAGAUCCACAUGAACGUUGUGCCUCCACCUCCAAUAGAAAUUUCGAAGGUCGUCAAGGUGCUUUAUCGAGAACCCACUUGAUGUCGCCCGCAAUGGCUGCAGCUGCUGGUAUUGCUGGCCAUUUUGUGGACAUCAGAGACCAUGAGUACAGAGACAAUGACGUUCCAAAGGUUUCUAUCGAACAGGAAGCGCAAGAUAAGGUCUUACAAGAGGCUGUUUACGAACAUGAAAAGGAACCUUUACAACCUGGCGAAUCUGUUGAUGAAAAAAGCGACGAUGAAAAACUAGAUAUCCCUCCUUCCGAUCAUGUUACCCAAGAAACACCAGCUAAAGAGGCUCCAAAGUCUGCUCCAAGUGCUAUGGAUCCAUUCUUAACUUUGGAAGGUAUUGCCGCGCCAAUUGACAAAGCUAACGUCGACACAGACGCCAUUAUUCCAAAACAAUUCUUGAAGACUAUCAAGAGAACCGGUUUGAAGAACGGUCUAUUCUAUGAAUGGCGUUUUACCAAGGAUGCUGAUGGUAAAGACAAAGAAACUGACUGGGUUCUAAACGUAGAGCCUUGGAGAAAGGCCGAAAUUUUAGUAGUUACUGGUGAUAACUUUGGAUGUGGUUCCUCUAGAGAACAUGCACCAUGGGCUUUGAAAGACUUCGGUAUCAAGUGUAUGAUUGCUCCAUCUUUUGGUGAUAUCUUCUACAACAACUCUUUCAAGAACGGCCUACUACCAAUUAGACUACCUCAGGAUGUAAUUGAAUCAAAGUUAUCUCCGUUAGCAAAUGCUGGUGCAAAGCUUACUGUUGAUCUACCCUCCCAAAAGAUCAUGGACUCUGAAGGAAACGUUUUGAUUGAGCACUUUGAUGUGGAACCAUUUAGAAAGCAUUGCUUAGUCAAUGGUUUAGAUGAUAUUGGAAUUACUUUACAAAAGGAAGAAUUCAUCCAAGAAUACGAAAAAAUGAGAAGAGACAGGUUCUCUUUCUUGGAAGGUGGCUCUAAACUAAUAAAGCCUAUCAAGGGUACCAAAAAGAGUCCUUUCGGUGUUAGAGCACAAGAAUGGUAA
This is a messenger RNA of Kluyveromyces marxianus DMKU3-1042, 2355 nucleotides long. It is a transcript of the gene LEU1, whose product is annotated as 3-isopropylmalate dehydratase LEU1. The record is from RefSeq and is a predicted model, not a curated record. Lineage: Eukaryota; Fungi; Ascomycota; Saccharomycetes; Saccharomycetales; Saccharomycetaceae. Bases 1 to 2355 code for a protein of 784 amino acids. Gene Ontology annotation, molecular function: 4 iron, 4 sulfur cluster binding; 3-isopropylmalate dehydratase activity. Gene Ontology annotation, biological process: L-leucine biosynthetic process. The transcript has a single exon. Gene Ontology annotation, cellular component: 3-isopropylmalate dehydratase complex.